This is a messenger RNA of Oppia nitens, 1351 nucleotides long. RefSeq names its product vesicular integral-membrane protein VIP36-like. Bases 114 to 1127 code for a protein of 337 amino acids. NCBI's taxonomy places the organism in Eukaryota, Metazoa, Arthropoda, Arachnida, Sarcoptiformes, Oppiidae. Gene Ontology annotation, cellular component: endoplasmic reticulum membrane; Golgi membrane; endoplasmic reticulum-Golgi intermediate compartment. Gene Ontology annotation, biological process: Golgi organization; endoplasmic reticulum organization; endoplasmic reticulum to Golgi vesicle-mediated transport. The transcript has 4 exons. Gene Ontology annotation, molecular function: D-mannose binding. The record is from RefSeq and is a predicted model, not a curated record.
UGAUAUAAUUAACGAUAAAAAGCAUAAAAACAGUGAAUCAUUAAAAUCAUUGACUUUAUUAUAACAACUAUAGUGUCGAUGUUUAGCGGCUUUUGUUAAAUACAUUAUUAAAUAUGCAAUUUAUAUUGAAUUUACAUUUAUUUAAUAAACAUAUUUAUAGUUAUUUAGCAAUUUGUUUAUCAAUUGUGGCCAAUGUUUUGACACAAAAUGAUUUUGAAGCCAAAGGUAUUUACGCCAAGAAAGAGCACUCUUUGGUCAAACCAUAUCAGGGUACUGGUAUGACAAUCCCCAAUUGGGACUUUUUCGGCAGUACAAUGGUUACGACCAGUUUUAUUAGGAUUACACCCGACUUACAGAGCAGACAGGGAGGCCUCUGGAAUAAGAGUCCGUAUUCAUUCCGCAAUUGGGAAACACAAAUUCACUUUAAGGUUAGCGGACACGGAAAAGAUUUAUACGGAGACGGAAUGGCUUUUUGGUAUACUAGAGAUCCUCUUAAACCGGGACCGGUGUUUGGUAACGCUGACCCAUUUGUUGGUUUGAGUGUAUUUUUGGAUACCUAUGCCAAUCAAAACGGAAUCCAUAGUCACGGACAUCCCUACAUCUCAGCGAUGGUAAACAACGGAUCAAAUCAUUACGAUCACGACAGAGAUGGCACACAUUCAGAGUUAGCCGGAUGUGAGUCAAAGUUCAGGGGUGUAGAUGAGGACACGUUUAUUGCCAUCAGAUAUGAAAACGAUAUAUUAACUGUCAGUACAAAUAUUGAUGGAAAUAAUGAAUGGAAGGAAUGUUUUAGUGUUAAAGGCGUCCGAUUGCCGACUGGUUAUCACUUUGGUGUGACAGCAGCUACCGGUGAUCUCAGUGAUAAUCACGACAUUGUCUCAAUCAAGACUUACGAGUUAGAAGUGCCAUCAGUUAUGAAUCCAUUAGAGGAUCGUUCGCAAAUCAUUCCGUCCGCCUCUAUAUUUGCUUCCCCAAGAGAUCACACACCAGAUCCGCCGCCACCUAUGUCUGGCUUCAAGCUUUUCCUUAUAAUAUUGUGUGCCAUCAUUGGUGUUAUUGUCUGUGUUGUCGUCGGAAUUAUGGUGUUCCAGAAGAAUCAGGAGAAUUCACGCAAAAGGUUUUAUUAAGUGACUGAUUGUGAGAUAAGUGAUCAUAACAUUAGACAUAAUAUUUAAUUUCAAAUGAUUUGCAAUAUCAUCGAAGAGUUUUAUCUUUUGUUUUAUAUUGUAGUCUAUGUUUUCCCAUUUCAAAAGUCAUUGUAAAGCUAUUCCCAACAGUAAUUAUUUUCAAUUGUUUUUAUUUGAAAUAUAAAUUAUAUACAAACUUACAUUUUAUUCUAAUUAUUAAUAUA